UCCGUGCUGUCUCGGUGGUGGUCUCUGCUCACAAACCGGAUGUUGUGUGUGUGAACGUACACACAAGAUGCCGUGGCGCUUCGGGGUGUGAGAGGAAGUGGAAUAGCGGGUGAGGAGAGCGGGCGGCCGCAGCAGGACGAUGGUGCGGGCCGGGCAGAGUCGAGACUGGCCCGUGUGCCGGCGCUCUGGGCUUAGCCUGUCUGCAGCGGGAUGCUGCCGUCGGCACUUUUUUUGGUCCAAUCUCUCAUUGGGCUCUAUCAGAGUGCGCAUGGGUGAGCAGCCCCGGGCGAGGCUUCCACUACACAUCCACUGAGGAAGGGUGCGGGAAUGCGAUCCCUUCUAUUCAUGCACCAUAUUAUUUUAUUUCAUGGAAGCUGAUAUCGAAACAGUGUGUGGCGAUUGUUCUGGAGCAGUUAUUUGGUUUAAGAGGAUCAAUGAAUCUGAUACCAGGUUUGUCCAGCUUUUCCAACAUGUUUGGAAAAAAGAAGAAGAGGCUGGAGAUCUCGGCCCCCUCAAACUUUGAGCAUCGCGUGCACACAGGGUUCGACCCGCGUGAGCAGAAGUUCACCGGACUGCCUCAGCAAUGGCAGAGCCUGCUGGCAGACACAGCCAACCGGCCAAAACCUAUGGUGGACCCCUCCUACAUCACCCCCAUCCAGCUAGCACCCAUGAAGAUAUCUCCCAAGAAAGUCCGGUCAGCUGAAUCGCCGUUGCGAAAAACCAUCGUGCGGGGAAGCAGGCCACCCAAGGAUGCUUCCAUCAACGGCCUGCUGGAGGAGUUCGACAGCAUUUCCGUGACGCGCUCCAACUCUCUUCGCAAGGAGAGCCCGCCAGGAGCGCACCAGGCCGGAUCCAGCAAGCAGCCCUCUGUGGCCUCAGCAAACGCCAGCAGUAGCGGUGGCCCAGAGGAGAACGGCUUCAGCCACUACUACGCCCGCUAUUCCUGCGACCUGGACAGCAGCAGGGACUUCUCAUUGGACCCGUACCGGGAUAAGGGUGGCUAUGAUGGAGAGUGGGCCGUGGGACGCCACUACCGAUUCUCCGUUAGACAGAACGGUCAUCCUGUUCGGAGCCCCUUCUACCCAGACGCCAUGCCCCAGAAGACCUCAGACUAUGCCAAGUUGCCACCAGACUAUCAUGCCUACCUGGAGAGCAAGGUGCGCCUGUCGGCUGAUGAGAUGGGUGCCAGCAGCAGCAGGGACUACUACAGGGCCUCUCUUGGAGGGUCCAGUCAGGAUUACCUGGGCACGCCGUCGCGGGCUUCUUUGCACAGCGAGCAGAUGAGCUACCCAGAUGGAGACUGGGGUGGAGGGGCUUAUGGCCCCGGCUUGAGGGACGACUAUGAGAAAAGGCCCAAGUCAUCAUACAUCUCCCAGACCAGCCCUCAGCCAGCCAUCCGCCAGCGUUCCAGAUCAGGCUCGGGCCUGCAGGAGCCCAGCCUGCCCUAUGGGAUCAGUGCCUUCAAGGCCGCACCACAGGGCCCCUACAGCUCCUACACCUACCCUCGGCUCUCUGAAAACACCUCUGCUUCCCAGAUCAUCGGCAAGGGCGACUAUGACAGGAUGUCACGAGAUGGGAGUCCGCAGGUGCCUGGAGCCGAGACGUACUCCAGAGGCCCCCUCAAACUACCUCAGAGCCAUGGCAAGCCCGGCUACCCACCUAGCUUUCAGUACCCACCUGCCUUUCACUACAAGCCCUCACCCUACCACCAUCCCCCCUCACAACCUAGCCCUCCAUACACCCCACAGGGGGCACACUCCCAGCCCUCUUCACCUUACAUCCCCCCUGGAGCCUACCCCCCACCCAGCUGGGGCUCGUCCUCUGAGCAGCCGCCCUCUCGGGUGUCUCACGAGCAGUUCCGGGCUGCACUGCAGUUAGUGGUUAACCCUGGUGACCCGCGGGAGUACCUGGACAACUUCCUGAAGAUUGGUGAGGGCUCCACGGGCAUUGUGUGCAUCGCUACAGAGAAGCAUAGCGGCAAGCAGGUGGCUGUAAAAAAGAUGGACCUAAGAAAACAGCAGCGACGUGAGCUGCUCUUCAAUGAGGUGGUGAUUAUGAGGGACUACCACCAUGAAAACGUGGUGGACAUGUAUAAUAGCUAUCUGGUGGGAGAUGAACUCUGGGUGGUGAUGGAGUUCCUGGAAGGCGGAGCCUUGACAGACAUUGUCACGCACACAAGGAUGAACGAAGAGCAGAUUGCCACAGUGUGUCUAUCUGUGUUAAAAGCCCUCUCGUACCUCCACACGCAAGGCGUCAUCCACAGAGACAUAAAGAGUGACUCCAUCCUUCUGACUAGUGAUGGCAGGAUAAAGCUUUCUGACUUUGGCUUCUGUGCCCAAGUCUCAAAAGAAGUUCCAAAGAGAAAGUCCUUGGUUGGCACACCGUACUGGAUGGCACCUGAGGUCAUCUCCAGAUUGCCCUACGGCACAGAGGUGGAUAUUUGGUCUCUGGGGAUCAUGGUGAUUGAAAUGGUAGAUGGGGAGCCACCCUACUUCAACGAGCCUCCACUGCAGGCCAUGAGGAGAAUACGGGACAACCUCCCUCCUCGGCUAAAAGAAUCGCACAAGGUUUCAUCAGUGCUCAGAGCAUUUUUGGACCUGAUGUUGGUGAGGGAACCUUCACAGCGCGCUACGGCACAAGAACUCCUCCAGCACCCCUUCCUCAAGCUCUCAGGCCCCCCAUCCUGCAUAGUGCCUCUGAUGAGGCACUACCGGCACCGCUGAGCUCCAACCAGCAGGGCAGCGACAAACCUCACCUAGUGCAACAUACUGAGAUACCCGAUCAUAUGUAACUUGUGGAUAAAAGACACUGACACCUGUAACCGUACGUAGUUUAGAUGAAACAAA
Messenger RNA from Colossoma macropomum (tambaqui), 2846 nucleotides. It is a transcript of the gene pak5, whose product is annotated as p21 protein (Cdc42/Rac)-activated kinase 5. Lineage: Eukaryota; Metazoa; Chordata; Actinopteri; Characiformes; Serrasalmidae. Gene Ontology annotation, molecular function: protein serine/threonine kinase activity; ATP binding. The record is from RefSeq and is a predicted model, not a curated record. Gene Ontology annotation, biological process: intracellular signal transduction; protein phosphorylation; regulation of MAPK cascade. Gene Ontology annotation, cellular component: cytoplasm.